CAUCACACCCCCUUCUUUCAAUCAAACCAAUAACUGAAAAAAAACAAGACGUUUCUUUAGAAAGAGAUAACUGAGACCUCCAUUUUUUUCUCAAUUUCUCCUAAUCUCACCCACCGGUGACCGGAAAAAAAUGUACGCCCAGUGGCCGAUUCCGGAUGCCGCCGACGUCGCCCUCCUCGAAUCGAUCCGCCACCAUUUGCUCGACGAUUCGACCCCCUUCGACUACCCCUCGAGCUUACCUCCCUCCACCGCCACCGCCGCUGCCGCCGCCUCAGGCGGCGGCGGAGGCGGCCUCCCAUUCCACCCCGAGGACUCCGACGACAUGCUUCUCCACGCUUUGAUCCAACACGCCUUCCGGCCUCCGGCGGUGGCCGUCAAGAUGGAGGAGGCACCGCCGACACCGCCCGCGGUGGAGUUGCCGGCGGCACCGUCGAGGGGGAAGCACUACAGAGGAGUGCGGCGGCGGCCGUGGGGGAAGUACGCGGCGGAGAUCAGGGAUCCGGCGAAGAACGGGGCGAGGGUCUGGCUGGGGACCUUCGAGACGGCGGAGGAUGCGGCGCUCGCCUACGACCGCGCCGCCUACCGGAUUCGCGGCUCCCGCGCGCUCCUCAACUUCCCACUCUUGGUCGGGUCCCACGACGCCGCUCCGACGCCGGCUAAGAGGGCCUCGUCGGAGCUGCCGGGAAACCCCUCUUCGUCGCCCAAGAGGAGAAAGAGAGGGGCGGCCUCGGCCGGGCCAGUUUGUUCUCCGGCUCCCGCGCCGGUUCAAGUAUCGUCUCCGGCUCAGGCCGGGCUUGGGUCGGGGUCAUCCGGACCGCAGUCCCAACAGACGAGCGUCAGCAUGGAUCAGCUUUGGGUUAGCUAUUAGUGGGAAUGGGUGAGACAAGCUUGAGAUCUUUUGCUUCAGUCUCUCUUGAUGUAGGUUUUCCCUUGGGGUGCAAAAUAAAUUAGAGAGAUCCGAACGAUUUGUUUGAUUUGUUUACAUUUGUGAAUAAUAUGCAGACGUUGUUUAUUCUUUACAAAUGUCCAGCCUUUUUUGGUUCAUGCGAAAGCCCUUGUUUUACUACAUGAUGAAGUUCUACCCGACAAUAAAUUUCAAGUCGAUUCAAUUC
Molecule: messenger RNA, 1112 nt
Organism: Elaeis guineensis (African oil palm)
Lineage: Eukaryota; Viridiplantae; Streptophyta; Magnoliopsida; Arecales; Arecaceae
Product: ethylene-responsive transcription factor 1A
Biological process (GO): ethylene-activated signaling pathway; regulation of DNA-templated transcription
Molecular function (GO): DNA-binding transcription factor activity; DNA binding
Source: RefSeq, a predicted model, not a curated record